AUGGUUUCUGGCGCGGCUCACAUAACGGACCUGCCGCUUGAACUAUUAGAGCAUGUUAUGCUGAUUUCCGACCCCAUUGAUAUCGCAAGCGCAGCCCAAGCGUGUCGACUCUUCCGCGGCCUCGUCUACCCCGCUAGUGAUGAUGAACAUUUCUGGCGAGCUCUUUACUUGGCACAAUCAUUUGAUGACCCCCGGAAGGCUGUCACUUACCUCGGCAAUCGCCGAACUGACGUCAAAUGGAGGGAAGAGCUACAGCGCAUCAUCCGUGCCAGGACAGUCGUGAAUGAUGUUGCUGUCUGUCGCCCAGACGAAAGAUGUCAGGUAUUGCGAACCCUGCUUGACAUGGUCACGAACGUUCCUCCGCUACCUUUCCCUGAGAGCGAGCCAACGUCCCAUAAUGUGCUGUGGAUACAGACGCUCUUGCAAGACGGCGCAUUCCUUGAUCUGAAGAGCCAUUCGCAUGAAGAACAACAACUGCGCGCACGCUUGCACACAUGGUUUGGGCUGACUGAUAGAGACGCUUUGGCAACGAAGAGAGUAGAGUCUCGAGCAUAUGUGUACAGCCAGCGCAACUACCGAUCCUCAAACAAUUUUGGGCCUUUUUUGCGAGAUGGGAGUGGAAUAGUCAAUUGGGUGCAUAUGCAGCAGCUCGCGCAUGUUUUCGCGUGCGCGUUGGUAGAAAAGGAAGAGGAAGAAGACCCUGCAUUUGAAAUUUGCUCCAUGAACCUGGCUUUCUGUCAGGCUGUCAUACCACCCAGCCUGGAUCUGAAUCGCGAGACUGAUUGGGCUGGCGUCGAGGGCUUGUGGCGAAUCUCUUAUUGUUUCAUGGAUCACCGGGAGUUACUAAUUUACAAUGAUCUCAAUUUGCCAGAGGAUGAGCCACUCGAUCCCACUAUAUUCGAAGAAGAAGAAUUACAGGAGACAUUCAGUGCAGUGGACAUCUUUUUCCGUGUGAUCAAUGUUGAGCAAGACCCGGAUCACCCGACGCGGCCGAAAAUCAACUACGUAGGAGAGAUGGAUGGCAAUUUCACCAUUGUCGGCUACGUCAAACUCACGCCUGACGACCAAAUACGAUGGCACUUUGUCGCUGGGAAUGGAGACCAUCCGGUGUGGUGGUAUGAUCCUUGCACGUAUAUUCUUCAUUCAUUGAUCAUAUCUUGUCAAACAGCGGCGAAGCAAUCGUCAUGGGCAACUGUGCGUUCUCAGUAUGGAGUUCUCGGGGCUUGGUCUACGACAAUGCAUGAUCCGAUGGAUCCCAUUGGUGUGUACAAUAUCGUCAGGCUAACUUUCCAUAUCAGAGGUUAA
This is a messenger RNA of Suillus paluster, 1305 nucleotides long. RefSeq lists its product as uncharacterized. The coding region runs from base 1 to 1305 and encodes 434 amino acids. Lineage: Eukaryota; Fungi; Basidiomycota; Agaricomycetes; Boletales; Suillaceae. The transcript is spliced from 4 exons. The record is from RefSeq and is a predicted model, not a curated record. Gene Ontology annotation, molecular function: protein binding.